Messenger RNA from Dermacentor andersoni, 757 nucleotides. RefSeq lists its product as uncharacterized. Lineage: Eukaryota; Metazoa; Arthropoda; Arachnida; Ixodida; Ixodidae. The record is from RefSeq and is a predicted model, not a curated record.
CUCCCUUCGUGCGUCUGAGCCCCGGCUAUUGUGGCCCUCACCUGCAGCCGGCACCCAACGACCCGCACCGCUGUCCAGAACAUUCGCCGGCGUUCGCGGAGCGACGCUUGUGGCGAGCCCUGCAGGUGAAUGCCUCACCUGCAGUCGUGCGGAAGAGUGCCACCCCGCAUCCGUCGACCCGCGGCGAGACGACACCUCGUCUCUGCUGGCGUCACGGACGCACUCUGCCGACGGCGCGCAGACGACGCUCGAUUCCAGCCGCGAACACCAACCGCUGCUGCAGAUGGAAGCCGGCGCUGAACCUACUCGGAGCACCCUAUGCAGCAAGACCAGCAUACUGCCCUAUUCUCUCAUCGGCGUCCUGUUCGCGGGUCUCGUAACUGCGGCGGUGCCAGCAAUGGUCGGCGCUCCAGGCGGUCGCCUGGCUCCUCACGACCUCCUACCGGACCAGGAGCUAUCGCCUGGAUGGUGUCAACCGGAGCCGCUCUACAACGCCCCUCCGGAUCUCUCGGACGGAGGAGUGUUGAUCGAAGACCCGCCCUUCUACGACCAGCAGCCGCGCACCGUGGUCACGGCACCGUCGGGCGAUGAUGUUCGCGACAGACCCCUAAAUUUGGCGGCAAGAUCCAUCGCCCGGAGCAACGUGGCGCACAGCUGGGCCCUGUUCGACUCAACGGGGACAGAGCAAUGCGUAAGCGAUUUGUUUCGCCUAUCCGAGAUCCAGGUGUCGGUCAUCGAGGAGGGAAAUAGAAUAUGA